Messenger RNA from Leptinotarsa decemlineata (Colorado potato beetle), 1509 nucleotides. RefSeq lists its product as uncharacterized. NCBI's taxonomy places the organism in Eukaryota, Metazoa, Arthropoda, Insecta, Coleoptera, Chrysomelidae. The record is from RefSeq and is a predicted model, not a curated record.
UGCAGUUCAGCUAAGCAGUCGGCUCGUGUAGGCCGGCCAGUUCGAGAACGAGCGCGCAGAGUGGUGUGUAGUGGAUGAUAUCGUUUUUUUGGGAUACAAGUAUUUUGUUUCGAUAGAAUGGAGAACAAAAGUUUCGACCCAGAUAACAUCCCCGCAGAUCUCGACAAGAGUUGGCACAUUCCAAGACCCACACUAGCUCGUAGCUCGAAAAGCAGCCAAGGUUCGACGUCUAGUAAUAAUAGCACACAGAGCGCCAGAUCAGGUUCACUGCUGCUCACGGCCGCCAACCUAGCCCAAAUCCACCAGCAGCAGCAGCAAGACGAUCAAAAUCGAUCCGACAUCGACGAAGCCGUCAGCACAAGAAACCAAAACAUUCGAUACUACCUCCAACAAACUGGCGGCCACGAUGACCUCAUCACGAUGCCAGAGACCGUCCCCAAGAAACCCGAUCCGGACGCCGUCUCCGUAGCGAGCAGUAUGCACUUUACCGUCGUUAACGUCAACACGAGACAGAGGCCGCCGCAGAGAAGUUUCUGCAGGAAGCAUCAGCUGACGAUCCUUGUGCUCACCAUGUCGGUCCUGUUCACCGUAGGCAUCCUGACGGCGAUAUUAUUCUUAGAAAUGAGAGCCAAGAACCAAAGGUAUUGACUGUUGUGAAUGGAAAAAAGUACAACGAAACCCACCAGGAUGGCAUUAUUUAGAGAUCCAUUGACGAAUAUGAACUGUUUACCAAUCGAGAGCAAUUUUUCAUUUCCAGAUUAGCGAAAACACUAAUUUUUCUAUUAGAAACUAGGAGAACAGUUAUGAUACUUCCAAUAUACCGAUACCAAUUUUAUUAUUUUAGGGUAGGAAAUACCACGACUUUUCUUCAAGUUACUGUAUUAUUAGAAAGUUAAACUGUUUUUGAACUGCUUGUAUGGAUCUAUUUAUUUCCUUUAGCAAAUGCAUCAAACUUGACAUGCGAUCUCUAGAAUUACCUUUUUCCUAAUUAGACAAUAUUAUUUAUAAAUUUAUUUAAUCAUAAACCUUAGUCAAUUUAAAAGAACCAUUUUACCAAUGGGACCAAAUUUGUGGUUGUAAAUAGAUGUAAGUCGGAGGUUUUACUUUUUUUGUAACUUCAAAAAGUAGUCAUUUUUCUUACAGCAUAACACUGCCAACUCAUUUAUUAAUAACUGAUGAUAUAAAGAAUUCGAUAUUUUCUACUCAAGUAUUGCUGUCGAAUCCAUACAAUGCGAUGAAAAUAGUUUGGACCGAAAUAAAUAAUCCUGGGAUGUUUCAUAUGCCAUAGUUAUGAAAAAAAAAAUGUGCCAAUGAUAAAACUGCAGUUUUGGAGUUUCAAAAUCUAGUAAAGCCUUAGAAUAUUAUAUAACAAUGUAGGUAUAUUUUUACUGUGAUAUGUCAUACAUACUGUAUAGUAAUUUAUGUUUUCUUUCGAAUUUCUUUGUCGAUAUCAAUGUUGCAGGAAGUUUUCUGUACAUUUAUGUAGAAUUAAAUUAUUACCGUACUUAA